AUAAGUACCUAAAGAGUAUAAAAGAUUAGAAAUAAUAUAAUUCGAGUAGUCCGUAACAAUAACUUUACGGAAUCAUGAAGCUCUUCAUCUUCGUUUUGUCUCUGAUAUCUCUGGGAUUCGCAGACGACGAGAUCAAUUCCCGGUACUUCCCCGAAAACUUCAAAUUUGGCGUUGCCAAUGCUGCCCCCCAGAUCGAGGGUGGCUGGCUAGAAGACGGCAAAACCGAAACCGUCUGGGACCAUUUCGCCCACACCCGUCCGGAGAUGAUCGUCGACCGUUCCACUCCCGACAUCGCUUGCGACUCCUACCACAAAUACAAAGAAGACGUGGCCAUGGUGAAAGCCAUGGGACUGGACUACUACCGCCUGUCCAUCGCCUGGGCCAGAAUCUUACCCACGGGAUACCCUGACAAGAUAAACCAGGCCGGAGUGCAAUACUACAAGAACUUGUUUGCCGAACUGAAAGCUGUCAACGUGGAGCCCAUGGUGACGCUUUACCACUGGGAUCUUCCUCAAUCCUUGGAGGAUGAGCUUGGAGGUUGGUUGAACGAAACUGUGGCGGAUCUCUUCGCGGAAUACGCGAGGCUGUGCUUCGAACUCUUUAAAGACGACGUGAAGAUGUGGAUCACCAUCAACGAACCGAAACAGGUCUGCCAGGCUGGAUAUGGUACUGGAUUUUUUGCUCCUGGCGUAGUUUCCAAUGGGGUGGGAGAGUACAUCUGCACCAAAAAUGUGAUUUUGGCCCACGCCAAAGCCUACCACAUCUACGACAACGAAUUUAGGGCCGCCAGUCAAGGAAGAGUUGCUAUGGUCGUCGACACGACAUGGUUCGAACCCGCAAGUGACAGUGCAGAAGAUCAAGAAGCGUCUGAAAGAGCCCUCCAAUUCAACUUGGGCCUCUACGCCAACCCUAUCUUCAUCGGCAAUUGGCCUCAGGUGGUGAUAGACAGAGUCGCACAACGCAGUGCAUUGGAAGGAUUUGCUACUUCUCGCCUCCCUGCCUUCACCGAAGAGGAAAUCGCUUAUGUCAAGGGUACCUAUGAUUACCUGGCGCUGAACCACUACGCUACCAAUAUGAUUAACGCCACCUCAGACGCACCAAUUGCCGAUCCAGCUUAUUGGAAGGAUAUCAGCGUCGUGACAUGGAAAAAGCCAGAAUGGCCUAGCGGCUCUGCUGAUUGGUUUGGCGUUGUUCCAUGGGGUUUGAGACAUCUUCUUGUGUGGCUGAAGAAGACUUAUGGUGAUGUUGAAAUCGUCAUCACAGAAAAUGGUCUUUCAGAUACCACGGGAAUAAUGGAAGAUGACCACAGAAUAUCAUACUACCAGGGCUAUUUGAGCGCUUGCUUGGACGCCAUCUACGAAGAUGGAGUCAACUUGUCGACCUACACGGCUUGGAGUAUUAUUGAUGAUUGGGAAUGGACCGGAGGAUACACUUCAUUCUUGGGUAUGUACUACGUCAACUUCACGGAUCCAGAAAGAACCAGGAUUCCAAGAAAGUCUGCUAGUUGGUUCACAAACAUGGUCGCCACACGUUGCCUGGUUGACACUUGUACAAAAUAAAAAGUUUCAUUUACUAUAUUUUUAAAUAAAAGGGUUCAAAUGUU
Messenger RNA from Anoplophora glabripennis (Asian longhorned beetle), 1603 nucleotides. Its product is annotated as myrosinase 1-like. Gene Ontology annotation, molecular function: beta-glucosidase activity. Lineage: Eukaryota; Metazoa; Arthropoda; Insecta; Coleoptera; Cerambycidae. Gene Ontology annotation, biological process: carbohydrate metabolic process. The coding region runs from base 75 to 1559 and encodes 494 amino acids. The transcript has 7 exons. The record is from RefSeq and is a predicted model, not a curated record.